GCAACGACAACUAUCCAUUUGCCGUGCCUUUUGCUUAACUGUUAGCUUGUUAGCUUCUCAUUGUUGCUUUAACCUACAACAUUAACAUUAACUUUACAUUUGUAAACACUGUGGGCUAGCAAACUGCAUGUUGUUGUGAGUACGUAAAAGAAGAAGCUAAUAAAACUAGCUGUGUGCCAGCUCUAGCUAACCUCAAACCAACAGCGUUUUAUGUUUACGUGCUAAGCGUUAAUGGCAGAAUGUUGGAACACAGAUACCGGAGAAGCUGUGUAUCGAUCCCGGGAUGCUGUCAAAAACUUGAGAAUAAAGGUGCAUAUACAGAGGGUGACCUCCACAGCAGCCCUCUCCCAGCACCUCCAGCAGGAAGUUCUGUCCCAGCAAGACAGAGGAGCCAUUGAACUGGAAACCCUCACCUCACAAGGCCAGACAGGUAAUAAUGAGGAGGAACUGGUGGUGGGCUGGCAGGAGAAACUCUUCAGUCAGUAUGAGAUGGAGUUGUUCCAGAAUGAGUCAGCAUGUCAGACCCCACUGGACCGGCAGUACCACACAGAAGUCAAGGCCCUGAACAGGGCAAAGGGCAAACGAAAUCAAAGGAUUUUUACAUAUACUGAUCAUGACCGCUACACCAACUGUCUUCCACUCCACCAACUGCAGCACUCCACUGACUUAUUGACCACAACCAAAUCCAGCCCCACCUUCCUGGCUGUAAGGAUGGCCAGCAUAAGACACAGGCGGCAGGACAGACGCACCAUGGACUGUAAUAUCCCAAAGUCAAAAAUCAUCAACUGGGAGCCCACAGAGGAGUUUGUGAAAAGCAGUCAUGUGGUGAAUAAUGCUAUGCAGACCAUGCACAUCAUGGCAGACCUGGGCUCCCCUGGAAGGCUGGGCCAGAAGGAAAAUGAAUGUUUGCUGGUAACCAUAACAUCAGAUGGCAGCGGAACAGUUGUUGUAAAACCUGACUUCAACAAAGGCAAAGAGCCUUACAGGAUUUUAACAGAGGGGGAAAAGAGAGAAGUUUGGCGUCUUACUCUGGAGAAUGUAUCCACGUCCAUGAAAACAGAGGAAAAGGACAGGGAGCAGAACAUGUACAAAGAUCUGUAUGUAAGGCACAAGGAGUACCUUAAUAGCCUCGUUGGACAAGACUUUGAAAUGCCUCCUGUGGGUAUUCUGCGUUACCUGAUGAAUGGAGAGAUAGUCUCAGCUAAAGGUUUUGAAUAUGAUAACUUAUACAUCCACUUCUUCAUGGAGCUGCCCAACAAUUGGUCCAGCUUGCCAUUCCAGUCUCUCUCAGGGGUUACCCAGACCUGCCGAACCAAAACAUUAGGGAAGGAAAACGUAGCUUUCUUCAGUUACCCCUUCAACUUUGAGGCUUUCUACAUGUGCGAAAAAGAGAGUGAGGAAUCAGUUCCCCAGUGGCCAGUGCUCUACUUCAAGGUUCUUUCCCUGGACACCUGGCAACGCUAUCGAACUGAAGGCUAUGGCUAUCUGCUUUUUCCUGCCAUACCUGGUAAACAUAUAAUAACAUGUAAUACGUGGAGACCUCUUCAGACGGGGACAGUGUCUGCACUAAGACGCUUCUUUAUUGGAGGUUCUCCGGAGCUUGAAGACCAAAGCUACGUUCGAAUUCCAGGGACGUUCAAGGGAGACAGACUGAGUCGCUUUGGCUUUUGCACUGAAACCACAGGAAGUGUCACCUUUAAUCUGCACUGCAUCCAGCAAGCCAGGUCAUUUGUUGAUGCCACCAUGUUGAAGAAAAGGAGGCAGAAAGUUUUUGACCAGUUGGGAGGAUUUAGUCAACAAGGAGCUGUCUGCACCAUCCUUGAGGCCUUCCAAAGGGCCAGGAGGAAGAUGCAAGAGGCCAGAGAAAGUCUUCCCAGAGAUCUAAUCAACACCACAUCCCAACUCCAAAUCGAAUCCUCUGCAUAGGCGUGAAAAACAUUGUUGGACUGUUUAUCAAAUGUUUUAAGUGCCUGAAUGGCGUACACAUACUAAUGUGAUGUUUAGAAUCAAGGUGAGAUUAGCCGCAAGUAAGAAUUGCCAUUUCAAAUAUUACAACAAUUUUUAUAUUUCCUGAUAAUGUAGGGCGAUGAUGUGUUGUAACAAGUCAGAGAAAAGAAAAUAGUGUACGAUUGCUAUUUAUUCUUUAUAAAAACUAACAUGUCAGGAGGGGUAAAAAUUGGGGUACAAUAUGGAUUUACAUGGUUAUGAUAUGGUGAAGGAGCACACGUAUGAUCACAAACUGUAUUCUAUGUACAGACUAUUGAAUAGUCGCAGACAGGAAAUGGGAGGCAGAGAGAGGGGGAAUGACAUGCAGCAAAGGGCUGUUCGAUGUAGGACUCGAACCGGGGCCUCUGCAUAUGGGGCAGAUGCUCAACCAACUGAGCUACUUGACGCCCCAAGACAGUGAGUCUUGUGAAAACUGAUGUAACAGACAGUAAGAUAGUUUUUUUUAAAUUUGAAUUGUAUAUUUUCCAUAGUUUAUUUCAAACAUGUAACAAGUAUUACAAUUGUUGUAAUAUAGAUUUUUUAUAUCAACUGUUAUUGUGUAUUUUUGCCCUUAUGAUUAUAGCCGCUGUCAUUCAGGUUUUGCACAAACUUAUACUUGGACUAUAUGUUUUUUAUAAGGUAGUUAAGUUCCAUAUAAGUUUUGUGUACGUAAACUACUGGUGUGUGGCAUGAAUGGCAUUGGAAGUAAGUAAGGGCUAUUGUGGUUCAAAAGGGUUCUGCUCCGUUCUCAAUAAUUGUGAGUAUUUGAUGUUGUAUGGAGCAUCAUUCAAGUUUUUCACUGUUUGGAGUCAAAUACUACCAGAACAGUCAAUUCAAUACAAAGCUACAACUCAAACAAAAAAGAACAGCAGAUUGACAUUUAGAACACAUACUUUUCAAAGGAUGAACUAGCUGCAAAGUGUCACAUGUUGCAGUUCUGACAUGUUCGUGUAACACAAAAGACAUCGUAUGCACAAAAUGCACUUUGUGGCUCUAAAUGUUACAUUAUAUGCCAUGAAAUACAGAAAAUAAAAUUUACUUGGGCUAUUA
Seriola aureovittata is the source of this 3036-nucleotide messenger RNA. RefSeq names its product MKS transition zone complex subunit 1 (gene mks1). Gene Ontology annotation, cellular component: MKS complex. The transcript has 18 exons. The coding region runs from base 232 to 1926 and encodes 564 amino acids. NCBI's taxonomy places the organism in Eukaryota, Metazoa, Chordata, Actinopteri, Carangiformes, Carangidae. Gene Ontology annotation, biological process: cilium assembly. The record is from RefSeq and is a predicted model, not a curated record.